CUGUUUUUCCCCUGUACAAUCCUUGUACUUGUAGUGGACUAACAGGAAGAUGGUUGAGGCUCUGAAGAGAAAGCUGCUCAUUGUUUUUGCUGUCCUCUUGCUGCUCAGCUCAGCACAAGCAGGGCAAACAGACAGACUCCCAGGGCAUCGCUGCACUGACUUCCAGACAGCACAUUUCCUACGGGGCAGUAAACUUAAGGUCCAAUUUCUUCUAUUCACCUCCUCAAGCCCCAGCUGUGGCGAGCUGAUUUUAGCUAACAAUAGCAUCAAGAACUCCAGCUUCAACAGCAGCCUGGAAACCAAGAUCAUAAUCCAUGGCUUCAGGGCUUUGGGUACCAAACCUUCCUGGAUUGAAGGGCUUGUCCAUGCCAUACUGCACACAAGCCAGGUGAACGUGAUCGCAGUAGACUGGGUUUAUGGGUCUACAGGAGCCUAUCCCUCCGCAGUGGAAAAUGUCACACAGCUGGCCCUCUCCAUCUCACAAUUCAUCAGCAAGCUCCUGGCCCUGGGAGUCUCAGGGACAACCAUCCACAUCAUUGGGGUAAGCCUUGGUGCACAUGUCGGGGGCCUGGUGGGGCAUUUCCAUGGCGGUCAGCUGGGACGGAUAACAGGCCUGGAUCCUGCAGGCCCUAAGUACACCAGAGCCAGCCCCGAGGAACGCCUGGAUCCUGGGGAUGCCCUCUUCGUGGAAGCCAUUCAUACUGAUGCUGACAAUUUUGGGAUCCGGAUUCCAGUAGGCCACAUCGAUUAUUUCGUCAAUGGAGGAAAAGAUCAGCCAGGAUGCCCCCGAUUCAUCUCUGCAGGCUAUAAGUAUCUGAUCUGUGAUCACAUGAGGGCAGUACAUCUCUAUGUCAGUGCCUUGAAUCAUUCGUGUCCGAUGGUGGCAUUCCCGUGUGCAAGUCAUCAAGAUUUCUUAAAGGGUCGUUGCCUGGACUGUGUGGACCCCUUCCUGUUUUCCUGUCCCAGAAUAGGCCUGCUGGAGCAGGCAGGUGUCAACAUGAGAAAGUUGCCCAAGGAAGUGGAAGUUUUUUUAAUGACCAGUCCCUCAGCUCCAUUCUGUGUCCAUCACAGCCUGGUUGAGUUCCACUUGCAGAAGAAACGAAACAUAGUCACCAGCAUUGAGAUCACUUUCUGCAGCAACAGCACCAAGGACACAGCAAAGAUCACCAUACCUAAGCACCAGGAGAUGGGCAAACAUCUGCUGGCCCACAGAGUUCCCCUCUGCCAGAUAAACAGCGUGACACUGAAGUAUCUCCCCAAGAAUCAGUUUUGGAGGAAGGAUGAGUCAUCCAUUGUUGGAAAGUUCUGUGCAGCCCAGCUGCCUCUCGAUAGCAACAGGACAAUGUCAUGCCUGCCCUGGAACCUCACUCUCCCUGGCAACACAGACAUCUCCUAUGAGCUGCCCACUGCUUGUGCCUAGCGCUGCCUUCAGAGCAUGCAGGCUUACCCAAAACUGGAAAGGAGCUCUAAACAUAUUGCUGCUCUCUGCUCACAGAUGAUACUUUCACCAUAAAAUUGGACAGCUUAUUUACUUCUUGCAUUAGGGACAGGAUGUCAAGGAAAAGAAGUGUGCGGCAGAUCAGCGAGUACAAGGUUGAUUGGUUACAGCAAGAUCUCUCAAUUAAUAGACUGGGCUGGUACUUAUAUCUUAUGGAUUCUGCACCCAGAUCUGAAAGUGAGACAGGCAAGUCAUUUCAUCUCAAGGUAUGGAUCUGUAUGAAAGAAGAAGAUAAUAUCAGUCUUCCUACAAUGGGAAUAUUGGGAUGAUUCAUUUGUGUUUACAUUAAAGUGUCUUGAGAACUUCAAA
Molecule: messenger RNA, 1807 nt
Organism: Grus americana (Whooping crane)
Lineage: Eukaryota; Metazoa; Chordata; Aves; Gruiformes; Gruidae
Gene: PLA1A
Product: phospholipase A1 member A
Exons: 11
Coding region: 50-1420 (456 amino acids)
Biological process (GO): lipid metabolic process
Molecular function (GO): lipase activity; carboxylic ester hydrolase activity
Source: RefSeq, a predicted model, not a curated record